Fusarium subglutinans is the source of this 960-nucleotide messenger RNA. RefSeq lists its product as uncharacterized. Bases 1 to 960 code for a protein of 319 amino acids. The transcript is spliced from 2 exons. Lineage: Eukaryota; Fungi; Ascomycota; Sordariomycetes; Hypocreales; Nectriaceae. The record is from RefSeq and is a predicted model, not a curated record.
AUGGUUGAUGCAGAUUCAAUUGGAUCCUUCGAAGAGAAACCUGAUGCAGAUUGUGAUGAUAGGGAUGAUCCGAAUGAGGUUGUAACUGCUGUCGUUGAUGAGAAUAUCGUUCUGGAUGAUACCAAUGAUGCAAGUUCCAGUGUAGACUCCGACUCAGCCUUUGAGGUCAUCUCAGACGUCAGUUCUAGGGACGAUAACAAUGUAGAUGUUGCUAGUGGGAUAGUAGCAGAGGAAGUUGUCGACUGUGUCAGUUCUAGUGUCUCCUCUGAUGUGAUUUCUGAUGAUAAUGAUGAUGAUAUAGAUGUUGGCAAAGUAGUAGCUGAUGCAGUGGAGGGUGAGGUAGUCGAUGGUGUUGACCUGAGUGUAUCCUCUGAUGUUGUUGAUGUGGAUUCCAACGAUGAGGGUAGUUGUGUAGGUUCUGAGGAUGUCGAUAUUGGGGACGGUGUUGGCAGGGUAGAAUCCAAGUCAGACGAGAAACUUGACGUAGAACCCGACGACGUGGAAAAAAGGGUGGAUGAAAUUAAUAAGGAUGUCUCCGAUAAUAUUGAAUCAGAGGUAGACGAUAUAGGUAGUGUAGAAUCUGUUGAUAUAGAUUGUGAGGUAGGUGAAGUUGGUAAGGGAGUCUCUGAUGAUAUUGUAUCAGAGGUAGGCAAUGUUGAUUGUAAAGAAUCUGAUGAUAUUGGCUGCAAGGUGGAUAAAACUGAAGAUAAGGUUUCAGAUGGCAUCGAAUCUGAGGUAGAUGAGAUAGAUGAUGUAGAAUCUGUUAAUAUAGAUUGUGAGGUGGAUGAAGUUGGUAAGGAAGUCUCUGAUAAUAUUGCAUCAGAGGUAGGUUGUAUAGAAUCUGAUGAUGUAGACUGUAAGGAGGAUGAGAUUGAUGACGAAGUCUCUGGCGAUGUCGAUGUAGUUGUUGAGGAUGUUGCUAUUUCCUUUAUAGCCAAGUUCCAUAAAGGUGCCGAAUAG